AUGCAGCGCUCGCUCUCGGCCAAGGACUCUGAGUACCAAGAGACUCUUAACAGGAUCUCGGAGGACAAGGUCGAGCUUCAGGUGCAAUUGGAAAGGUCGUCUAUUCAGAUCACCCAACUCAAGGCGGAGCAGAAGCGCGCCGAGGAAUUGCUGAGUAAAGCUGGACUUGUUGGCGCUCCUGGAGCACCUGGCCACGAUCUCGGACCUCUGGGAAUUUUGUCACCUACUGCGGCUAUUGCUGGACGCUCUCAAACAGCAGGACUGUCUCUCACUCAAGUUUACACUCGCUACAUGGACCUUCAAGCAGAGUAUGCCCAGCUCAAGGCCGAGAACACUCGCUUGGAAACCUCGAUGAAUGAUAUUGUCACGGAACUCUCUGAUGGAGCUCCUCUCAUUCGCGAGCAGCAACUAGAAUAUGAGCGCGUUAGCAAGCAUAACGAGGAACUCUCGACUCAGCUGGAGACAUGCAAACAAGAAAAGGAGCAGCUGGCCUAUGGCGCAAGCCAAGCUGUGGCUCAAUUGGAUGGUGUGGUCAAGGAACGCGACUUGCUGCACAGGGAGAGCCAGGACAUGGACCGUCAGGUUCAGAACUUGCUGUGGAGACUCAGGGCACCCAACGCCCCUCAGUCACUUGCUCCAGAAUCGACCCUUCCUUCGAAUAGUGAGGGAUUGACGGAUGCCGAGAAGGUUAUUAACGAUCAUCUUGUGCUCUUUGCCGACCUUCAGAGUUUGCAACAACAGAACAAGAAACUCCGUCAAGCUGCCCGGGAGAUGGCCCAGGAAAGAGAGAACGCUGAGGGUGCUCAGGCCCAAGCAAGGAGACAGGAGGAACAGGAGGCCCUCGAGGAGGCCGGAGUCAUCAUCGAGAGCAUGCGCGAGCAGAUUGGCAGCAAAGAGUUGCAGUUGACGACCUACAAGCAGGAAGUAGACAUGUUGCGCCGCAUCCUCAGAACUUCCAACAUCCGCCAUGUCCCCGCUACUGAAAUCAUCGAGACACCGGUCGCAGGGACAUCAGAUCAGCCAACGGAGACUGCAGCCCAAACCGUUAACGGUGACACUACCAACUACCCUGCUAUCUUGACUGAGCUGCAAAAGACCUUUGACGACUACCGGACCCAGACCGUUAUCGAUAUCAACCAACUCAAGGAUGACCUUCAGCGAGCCCAGUCGGACAGUUCGAACCACAGGAUCCAGCUUGGACAGGCCAAUGCCCAGAUCAAGGCCUUGAACGAGCACCAGUUGCGUUUGAUGGAGAACAACAACCACCAGAUGACCGAGAUGACCGAACUCAGGAAACAGUACUCCACUCUGCACGAAUCUGCGACGAGACGCGAUAUCUCGUACGAGAACUUGGCCUCCGAGCUCGAUAGUGAACGCGAAUCGGCCUCUCAGCUCACGGUAGAGGUGAACCACCUUAAGACGGAGAAGGCCUUGUGGAAAUCUUUCGAGACUCGUUUGAUUGAGGAGAACCAGGCGUUGGUCAAGGAGAAGGGCAACCUGAACGAUCUCCUUCGCACUGUGCAGAACUUGACGACCGAAAUCGAGCGCGGCAGCGAGGAGACCACGCGCCGACUUGAGAGCACAGUCACCAACAAGGAGCGGGAGGUCGAGACUCUCAAGGAGAAGUUGAAGGAGGAAGUCGAGUCUGGCAAGCGCCUGCGCGACCGCCGCGAGGUGGAGUCCAAGGAGUGGCAGGGCAAGAUCGAUACCCUGACUUCUGAGUACCAGACUUCCCGUGAAGCCCUUAUUGCUGCCAAGACUUCCCUCGAGCACACUAAAGCCAAGGUUGAUGACCUCACGAAGGAAAUCAAGAGCCGCGAGGAGCAGCUGGCUAUCUACCAGCAGAAACCUGCAGGCGCCGAGUCUACCGAGGCCAGCCGCGAAGAGCAGCUUAUUGCCCAGGUCGCUCAGCUUCGUGGUGAAUUGUCGCGUCACCAGGCCGAGGCUGCUAGCAACCGCGAGCACCUCGCUCAGUUCCAGGCCAUCAGUCAGACCAAUGAGGAUCGUCUUGCAGAGAUGACGGCUACUUUCGAGGAGUUCAAGAAGUCCCACGACCAGAAGAUAGAGGAGAGCGCCCAGACCAUCAAAACCCUGGAGACCAAGUUGGCAAGUGCAGAGGAACGCGCACAGACCUCAGCCUCAAACAUGGUGGAUAUGCAGAACCAGGUCGAUCAGGAGCGUUCGGCUUGGAGGAAAAACAAGGAGGAACUCGAGGCGAGGUUGCAGUCGCUGGAGAACAUCAAGAUCCAGAUGAACGCUGUCGAGAACCGGUACAAGAACGAGCUCCGUCACCAGGGUAACCUUACCAGGGAGGCUCACGAGAACUACGAGCGCGAGCUGAUGAACCACGCCAAGGACAUGGAAGCACUCACCAAGCUCAAGGAGAAGCACACCAUGCAGACGACUGAGUUGGAGAGGUUCAAAUAUCAGGCCGAGAAUGCCGCGUCCAACCUGCAGUCGGCCGAGAUCGCUUGGGAGGGACAAAAGUCGAUCUUGCAAAAGAACUUGUCAGAAGUCGAGAAGCGCUGCACCGAGCUCAAGGACCAGAAUGAGAAGCUCCAUCGUCACUUGGAGGACGUCAGUGCCCAGGCUUUGUCUAUUCAGCAACGUGCCAAUGCCCAAGUCUCUUCUGUUGAGACUGGAGAGGGCGCUUCGACUACUGACGGCGAGAAUGACGUCAAGGAGUCUCCCGAGCGUCAGCUGGCCGAGUUGCGCGACGUCAUCCGCUAUGUCCGUCGUGAGAAGGAAAUUUUGGAGUGCCAGCACGAAUUGAACCUCCAGGAGUCCCGCCGCCUCAAGCAGCAGCUUGAUCAGACCAACAAGUCGCUCGAGGAGACCCGUGCCUUGCUCUCGGAUGAGCGCAACCUCCAGCAGGAAGCUAUUGUGUCCAAGGAGUUGCGUGAGCGCUUGACCGAGAAGGCGAACCAGCUCAGCGUCAUUCGCGACAGCAACACACUUCUUCGUGCCGAGAACCAGAAGUUGCUCCGACAGGUUCAAGUUUUGGAGAGCAAUGGUCGCCAUCUGUCGGCCAAGAUUGGUCCACUGAACGCACGCGUCCUUGAGGUGGAGGCCGAAAUUGAGCUCAGGAAGCAAGAGCAGACGCAGAUUGGCGAGGACAGAGACCGCUGGAGAACGAGGGCUGUCGAGAUUAUGGCCAAACAUGACCGCAUUGAUCCAACCGAGUUCCAGGAGCUCAAGGAUGCCAAUGAAAAGUUCAAGAUCGAGGCAGCUGAAAACGCAACGGCGCUGGCUGCGCUGAAGACUGAACAGGAGGCCCUUCAAGCUCGUGUGGAGGAGACCCAGGGCAAGCUUAACAAGAUGACUCAGAACGCUCAGCUUUGGCGCAAGAGGAGCUUGGAGGAAGCUACCAAGCUCAAGACCAGCCAUCAAGAGGUUGAGGAUUCGAAAGCUAAGCUCACGCAGCUGGAGAAAGCAUUGGAGGAAGUCAACACUAGAGCUGGCUCGCAGGAUCAAGUCAGCAAGCGCGACAGAGAGAAUGUUCAGAAGUCGCUUGACCAACUGUCGAAGCUCAAAGAGAAGCUGGAGACUGAAAACAAGGAACUCAAGGAUAACAAGGAAGUGAUUGAGAAGAACUUUGAGACCAUCAAGGACCGCCUUCAACUCAGCAUCGCCCGCAACAAGCAGCUUGUCGCCAAGUCGAGAGAGCUGCAGGCUCAGAACAAGACGCUGACGGAAGGAGGAGCUGUAGCCGCGACACCAGCGGAUACUCAGGCACUUGUCGAUGCUGCCGUUAAGGAGAAGGAGGCGGAGUUGGAGAAGAAGUAUGCGUCACAGGCAGCACAGGCAGCACAGGCCCCAGCCCCUGGUUCUUUGACUCCAGCAGAAGUCCAAUCCCGGAUAGACGAGGAGAAGAAGAGACUGGUGACAGAAUUGACACACAGGCACGAGGAAGCGAUCAAGAAUCGCGACAAAAUGGCUGAGAUGCGACAGCAGAUCAAGAUCCAGACCAAGGACAAAGAGAUUGCCAACCUCAAAGCCAUCCUAGCCGCUAACGGCCAACCUGACGCUUCCAAGAAGACCCCUCUCUCCACUGGCGCUACUGCCUUCACACCGACCCAACCUGGCGCUGGCUCCAUGCGACCACCUGCUCUUGGUCGCGGCGCACGACCACCCCCAGGAGGAGCACUCGCCCCAUCGCCAGGUAACUCUGCACCGGCAGCCCGUCCUGGGGCUGGCCUUCCUGCCCGACCUGGACAAGCGAAUGCACAGCUAAACCAGACUCCUGGCCAGUCACGCCUUCGUCCACCAUUUGGCGCGCGGAAUGCAGCUGCCAUUUCGAACGCCACAGCUCAGCCAACAGCCACAACUGCAACUCCAGCCUCGAAACCUGCCGCUCCUGCUGAGACCACAGUUUCUGAACCUGUACCUACGAUCACUGCCACUCCAGCGCCAACACCAGUCGCACCUACAUCUGCCCCCCUCGGUGGGCAGGCCUCAAGGCCGGUUCUGAUCAAACGUCGCCGCGAAGAUGACUUGCCUACCAACCUUUCACAGGCCGUUACCGCUCCCGCGACUACUACCUCGCCCGAUGCUGCUUCAGAAACGAGCAGUCCUGCAGGUGAUUCAGGCGCCGCAUCUGCAGCACCCGAGGCCAAGGCCAUGUUGCUCAAGCGACAGCGACCAUUGCCCGUCGUUGAAAGUGCCUCGAGCCCCACUUCCGCAGCUGUGACAAGUCCCUCGGAACCUAAGGCCCAGGCAGUGAACAUUCAACGGAAACGAGUGACAUCUGUGGUGGAUACCUCCGAAUCUCAGACUGUUCAGGAGACGAUUGCUCACGAAGCCCAUGGAGAAACUGAGACCAUCACGCACACGGAAAUUUUGACGACCGAGACUUUAACGGCUCCUUUGUCUGCUGUGCCCCAUGGUCAAAAGCGUCGUCAUGAGGCAACGGAGAGUGUUCAAGAAAACAUCACUGUUGUCUCAACACCCAACCCCUCGGAUCUUGAGGAGCUGGAGGAGGUCCUGACGCCAGAGGCAGCCCAAGAGUCCACAGCUAUGGAUGUGGACGAGGUUCCCCCUGUCAAAAGACAGCGACCUAGCAGCCAAGUGACGGUGACUGAGAUUGAGGAGGAGCAUCCUGCAUCUCCAAAGGAGUCAUCAGCAACAACAGCCUUGCCUACCACUCCUGGGCCGAUGACUGACCUUGAAGACACUGACAUUGAGGAGCACGGAACGGAAGUCACGACAACAGCAACAGGAGAGGUUGAGUCUGACGGAUCAGCAGAGACCAAGGCGGUGGACGAAGAUGUGCCAGAGAUGUCCGCCGGUGCAACUACGGCAGCAGAUCACUCAUUGGAGGAAGAUCUUGACGAGGGACUUGAAGGUGGUUUUGAAGCAGGAGCAACGACGGACCUGGGUGCAGAGGAAGAGGAAGAGGUGCACACACCCCAGGGCACGUAUGCUGAGGAGGGAGAGCUGGAUCUUGAUCUCGAGGGUCACCGGGACCAGGACCCCGAAGGAGAGGGUUCAGAAUCGACAGUUUAG
This is a messenger RNA of Linnemannia hyalina, 5505 nucleotides long. NCBI's taxonomy places the organism in Eukaryota, Fungi, Mortierellomycota, Mortierellomycetes, Mortierellales, Mortierellaceae. The record is from the annotation of a GenBank genome assembly.